Messenger RNA from Pestalotiopsis fici W106-1, 843 nucleotides. RefSeq lists its product as uncharacterized. The record is from RefSeq and is a predicted model, not a curated record. Gene Ontology annotation, molecular function: oxidoreductase activity. The transcript has 2 exons. The coding region runs from base 1 to 843 and encodes 280 amino acids. Lineage: Eukaryota; Fungi; Ascomycota; Sordariomycetes; Amphisphaeriales; Sporocadaceae.
AUGAUACCCAAAGCAAUCUCGGAUAUCCUUGAGCUGUCAAACUCUCAAACGGUCCCGCGGCUUGGCUUUGGCGUUUACAAAUCACCGCCAGAAGUAUGCGUGCAGUCGUGUUUGGCGGCGCUGGACAACGGCUACAGACACAUUGACACGGCGCAAUUCUACAGCAACGAGAACCAGGUCGGAGAGGCAUGGAAGAAGGCGGGUCUAUCGCGUGACAAUGUAUACCUGACGACCAAGAUACUUGAUGCAGCCGGUUCCGUGGAUAAGAGCUACAGGCAGUGUCUGGAAAGUGUUGAGAAGCUCGACCGCACCGGGGGCUACGUUGAUCUGUUCUUGAUUCACAGCUCCAACUGUGGGAGGGAGAAGCGCAAGGAGCUGUGGCAAGCUCUGGAGAGGCUUUACAAGGAGGGAGGAGCCAAAAGUAUUGGAGUCAGCAAUUAUGGCGUUCAGCAUAUUGAAGAGAUGAAGGAGUAUGCAGAGGUCUGGCCGCCUCAUGUGAACCAAAUCGAGUUGCAUCCGUGGUGCCAACAAGCAAAGACGGUGAAAUACUGUGGACAGCACAACAUUGCAGUGGAGGCAUACUGUCCCAUUGUAAGGAACAAGAAAUCGGAUGACCCAGCCCUCAAGAAAAUUUCCGAGAAGCACAAAGUCACCGCUUCUCAGGUACUGAUUCGAUGGUCACUUCAAAGAGGAUAUAUACCCCUUCCCAAGAGCGACACGCCUUCUCGCAUCAAGGAGAAUGCGGAUGUUUAUAGAUUCGACCUGGACGAUGAUGACAUGGCCAUUUUGAACCAGCUUGACCAAGGCCGAGAUGGAGCUAUCGUGAAGGCAGUGGACGAAUAG